AUGCCGAGGUCUUUCCUGGUUAAAAGUAAACGGGCCCACAGCUACCACCAGCCCCGAUACUUGGAUGACGUCUGCAUCGGCCUGGAUACGCUCUUGGCUCACAUAAACGCAGAGACAAAAUGUCAAGUGGAGUCGCGCUUGGAGGUCGUGACAACCGACAGACUGUCACCCGGGCUCCAGCUCCUGUCUCCGGGUUCACUGCCGUCCAGCUCCCCGCUGAGCUACGGAGCGUGUGACCGUGUCACGGACUGUGAUUUGUGGCGUCCCCCGUCCCCGUCAUCCUCUCCAGAUUCGGAGGAAUGCUCGACAGCCAGCGUGGAGGACGGCCAUCACUUCAACAUGUCCCUGUUCCCCGCUUAUUCCUGGUCCCACUUCCCUGCUUCAGACCUACGGCACGCCAUUCCAGCUCCGUACCACCGGCCUGACCCACAGCGGGGCCACGGGGAGCCCGGGACUGAAACGUGCUACGGGGACUGCUCGGCUACCGUCCGCGUCCAACAGAUGUGUGGGAUGAUAAACACUGACAACAUGUUUGGCGACCUAAAACAGAAGCAACGAGUGUCGGAAACCAUUAAGAGUGAAGACGAGUUCAUGUGCGUCAACCGGCUUGACCCUGACGGCACAUAUAAGUGCAUCAAGUGUUACAAGGUGUUCUCCACAUCCCACGGGCUGGAGGUCCAUGUAAGGCGAUCGCACAGUGGGACACGUCCGUUCGAGUGCGGGAUUUGUGGCAAAACCUUCGGUCACGCGGUCAGCCUGGAUCAACACAGGGCAGUGCACUCGCAGGAGAGGAGCUUCAGCUGCAAAAUCUGCGGGAAAAGCUUCAAGCGCUCGUCCACGCUGUCCACACAUCUUCUCAUCCAUUCGGACACGCGGCCUUAUCCGUGUCAGUACUGCGGGAAGAGAUUCCACCAGAAGUCCGACAUGAAAAAGCAUACGUUCAUCCACACGGGAGAGAAACCGCACAAGUGCCAAGUGUGCGGCAAGGCCUUCAGCCAGAGCUCCAACUUGAUCACGCACAGCAGGAAACACACGGGAUUCAAGCCAUUCGCCUGCGACUUCUGCGGAAAAGGCUUCCAGAGGAAGGUGGACCUGCGCAGGCACAAGGAGACUCAGCACGGACUCAAAUAA
Messenger RNA from Nerophis lumbriciformis (worm pipefish), 1131 nucleotides. NCBI's taxonomy places the organism in Eukaryota, Metazoa, Chordata, Actinopteri, Syngnathiformes, Syngnathidae. The record is from RefSeq and is a predicted model, not a curated record.